UAUACGAAAACAAAAAUAUUCAAAUCACAGGUUUAGAAUGUUUAAAUUCCUAUAAAUCGCGUUGGUGAAAACCCGGAAAAAUUCAAAGAGAUUCCCAUGAAGUGUCCCGGUGCCGUUGCUAGAGGGAGCAGUAGAUCGGUUUCCGCGCGCUUUGACGCUCGAGCCCACCGGGGAACGGAGAACCGGGUGAGAACGAGAGACGCCUUGUUCUGGACUGGCGUGGUUUAGGCGCCGAUGCUCGGGGGUCGUAACGGAUUGACAUUUCGUUUAACAAACACAACUCGCGGCAUAUUUCUGUGCGAGUGGAUACGGUAGCUCCCCGGAACACGAUCUACUGCGUGUCGUGAUGAAAGCUACGAAUUGAAGAGAUCAAUACAACCUUGGAUCGACCAGAGGCUGGCCAGAAGAGAGAGAUGCUGGAGGCUGACGUGGAGUCCUCGGGUACAGAGUUGGCUCUAGAGCUGCAGGCUGAAAUGGAGAUGGGGAGCGGGGAUCUGAAUGCGGAGGUGCUGCGGCUCUCCCUGGAGCUCCAGGAGGCCACAGAUCAGAAGCUGCAGGCGGCCCGCUAUGGCCUGGUGGUGCUGGAGGAAAGCUCUGCCCUAAAGACCAAGCACAGGCAGCUGGAGGAAGAGCAUGAGGCACUCAGACAGGAGCUACAGCAGCUCAAAGAGGCCUUCGCAGACUCUGUCAGCAGUCAGAAGCGCGCAGCUGCAGAUGGAGAGUGCCGGGAGGAGAAUCUCAUGCAGGAGACGGCUACUAAGGAGGCUGCCAUGGCAACCCGCUUGGAGGAGGUCCAGGCGGAAUUGAAGCAGGCCCGUCUGGCUCUGGGUAAUGCCCAUGCUGAAAUCGAUAGGAUCGGGGGGCUCGCUGGACAUCUGAAGAAGGAGUCUGAGUGUCUGGAGGCGGAGAAGGACCACCUGCGGGACGAGAUGAAGGAGUACAAGGUGCGGGAGCUGAGGCAGCUGCAGGACAACUGUGAGCUGGAGGAGGAGAACAUCUCUCUACAGAAGCAAGUGUCGGUGCUCAAGGAGAACCAGGUGGAGUUUGAGGCGGUGAAGCUGGAGCUGACCCAGAAGGACGAGGAGCAGGAGGACCUGCGGGGGCAGCUGGACGAGGCGGCGCGCCUCAAGGAGAUCGCGGAGCGGCAGCUGGAUGAGGCCCUGGAGGCCCUGAAGGAGGAGCGGGAGCAGAAGAACAACCUGAGGAGGGAGCUCUCGGCCCUCUCCCUCAACCCCUUCGACUCGGUGGGCAACCUGGAGCUCCACCUCGACCAGCUGGACGAGAGCCAGGAGGAGGGCCCGGGGGGGCGGGGGGGCGAGGGAGAGGACCAGGACAGCGGCUUUAACAACGGCCCCGGCUCCGCCCCCGAUUCUGCUGACCCUCCUCACUCGGGCGGCUCCAAGACCAACGGCCUCAUCCAGCGCUACUCCACGCCGCGCAGCAGCGACGUCUUCCUCCGCGCGCCCACGUCCGGCCUGGUGUCCGACCUGCUCAGUGAGCUGCACUUCUCGGACAGCCAGAAGCUCAAGCAGCAGCUCCUACAGGUGGAGCGAGAGAAGGCCACGCUGGUCAGCACCAUCGAGGAGCUCCAGAUGCAGCUGGUCAUGUCCAAGCAGGCGUUCAGCCAGCAGGAGGACAAGGUGGGCUCGCUGACCCAGCAGCUGGAGGUCAUCCAUGGGGGCCAGCAGGGCGGACAGAAAGCCGGCGGCGGCGGGGACAACGAGGCGGAGGACGGCGGCGACUACGACUACGAGCUGGACGUCAAGAGCACGGAGGUGCUGGAGGCCCGCAUGCGCGCCGCCCAGGAGGAGCUGCUGCUGCUGCGGGAGGAGCUGACGCAGGCCGGGGCGCGCUACACCAGCCUGGAGCAGCGCUGCAGGCAGGAGAAGGACCGCUGGCGGGCCGAGGCCCAGGAGCUGGCCGACAAGAUCCGGCAGUGCAUCAAGUCGAGCCGGCAGGACCAGGAGCGCAUCAGCGAGCUGGAGAAGGAGAUCGGCGCCACGCGCAAGGUGGCCACCGACUCGGAGGGCCACCUGAGCGUGGCGCAGGAGGAGCUGCUGGCCUUCUCCGAGGAGCUGUCCAACCUCUACCACCACAUCUGCGUGUGCAACAACCUGACGCCCAAGCGGGUCACCCUGGACUAUUACCGCGACGGCGCCCGGGCCAACGGCGGCGGGGGCAGCGGGCGGCGGGUGCACCACCCCACCCCGGCCCAGCAGGCGCAGAGGAAGCAGCGCUCCAGCGACCUCUUCGGCUCCAAGGCCGCGGCCCUGCAGUUCAUGGGGGAGGUGGACUGCUCGGGGUCCAGCGCGGACCCGGCCAGCUGCCCUGGGACACCCUCACUGGACUUCAGGGACCCCUCCAACGUCCGCAACCUGAUGGCGGUCAUCAGGUGCCAGGUCAAACACCUCCGGGUGGCGGUGGACCUGUGUCGCCAGCGCGGCGCCCUGCCCUGCUCGGCGUUCGGCAACAGCGGGGAGUGCGAACGCGACGCAGAGACCCUGAUGGAGGAGGUGCUCAAACUGAAGUCUCUGCUCAGCACCAAGAGGGAGCAGAUCGCCACUCUGAGGACCGUGCUCAAGGCUAACAAGCAGACGGCCGAGUUGGCGCUGUCCAACCUGAAGACCAAGUAUGAGACGGAGAAGGGCAUGGUGUCGGAGACCAUGGUGAAGCUGAGGAACGAGCUCAAGGCCCUGAAGGAGGACGCCGCCACUUUCUCCUCUCUGCGAGUCAUGUUCGCUAGCCGGGAAACGGAAACACGCUGCAGUCAGGCUUUGUCACCUGACGACUGGACAUGGUUAAUCGCUGACACAGCUCUCAUCACUCCACCACCCGACUCCUCCAUAAGGAGAACCCGUCUUCAUGUUGACCCGACCCAACCUCUCCUCCCUCGGCCACCGCCCCGCCACCGAGACCUCCUGUCGACCACCACCACCACCACCACCUCCCCCCUGACCCCCGACCCCCACACUCCCCUCCAGACAACACCAGACCUUCUGGAUCCAACAAACUGAAACUAAAACCAUCUUGUCAUCCAUCCAUGCCUUCUGUGUCUCCCUCUCCGCCCGGAGCGCGCCUGCGUGCAUGCAGCCCGGCCCCCGCAGUAGGGCGGGGGGGGGGGACCCCGCUGCUCCCCCUGGCUCUGUGGUGUCUUAACUGUCGCCACACAACCUCCCGUCCCAUCGUCUUGUGUUUUUAAAGAUUGUGUGCUGUGAAGAAGUUCCAUUGACAGUAUUUGUUCUAGGCCGAAUCUUUCCAAUACGAUAUUUAGUUUCCACAAGUAUUUUUCCACAUGGCUUCGUCCCGUCCCAAAUGUACUGUGUUUUAAAGUGAUGUAUAUGCAAGGCUGUGACCUGUUGCCCUAAAACAUCCGGAAACCUUUUGCCUUUAGUGUGGCCUUCUUUGAUUAGGCCUCUCUGUUAUCCAUUUGGUGGUGCUGACCCUCACAACUACUAUGGUUUAGACUCUGUAGCUUUCUAAUAAUGGCAUACACAAAUGUCUAAUGCUUGCAAAAGUCUUGUGGCCCAUCCAUCUUCAGAAUCCUCUUCUGUAUCACGGACCCUGAUACAAAGGUGUCAUAGUGUGAUAUCCGUUUCAGAACCUCUGGCUUUGACCGAUCAGCUACAGCAACCUUUAAAGUUCAGCGAACAGAUCACUUCACUGGGGAGUAUAGCUCAGCCAUAUUGCUACCGCCUCAGGUCUAACACAAAUUAAUCAGGCACCGUGAUUUGAAGAUAUGAUUGGAUCAACAUCCAGCUUACGUUGCCAGCUAUGCAGACAUGUCGGCUCGGUUAUUGUUCAAUGUCAUUCGUUCAGAUUAGAGUGAGCUGUUACUAGUUUACUUAUUUUCUUGCGGUAAAGUUCCAGUACCUUCUUAAAGCAAUUUGGCUACAAAAAAAACAAAACUUUAACCAACAUAUCUAAGGGACAUAUCUAUGUGAUUCAAACAAAAUAUCCAGGACUGCAUUAAUUGUGCUUUCAGAUUUCCCCAUUGGCCUGAUUACCAUAAAAUAGAAAGCCCAGUGUGUCUUAAUAACACAUUGGUAUGAGUCAACAUCCUGUUGGUAUCAUGACAUGCACAGUUGAAUUCAUACAUUUGGCACAUACAGGUUCAUAGAAGUCCAACUACUAAUAUGGCAGUUAACUACUAACAGCAGCUGUGUGGCUAGCCUUCAUUCAAAUUAACUCAUUUAAAUAAUGGCUUCUUAUAGGCAUGAUUGGAAACCUUAUAGAUGCAAAUAUGGUUUCCUAUUUAGAUGCUUACUUACAAGAGUAAAGUUUAAGAUCUCCACAGGUUAUAACGUUCUUUGCAACUUCACUCACAUCUGACGGUCCAAUGAAAAUGCUGAGAUUUGUAAUCCAUUUCCAGGACUGAAAUGUGGAUCAGAUACGGAUCUCCGGUACCAGAAGCAAUGUGAUGUGGAUCUUAAGCAUUAUCUUGUGAAUAGUGGACUUUGUGGGAAGAAUCGAGCUUAAGAAUCACGUUUAAAAUUGAAAAAUCAAUGUAAGAAGGAAAUAUAUUUUCAAUUGUAGAUUAUUAGUGAAUUAGAAGAAACCACGUCCUGCUGAUUUUUUAUAAAUCAAAAAUUUGAGUGCCUUGUCUUUUUUUGCUGGCCUCUUUAUCUUGGAUUGCUGUCACCUUUUGUAAAGAAUGGCUAUCACGCAAACACUGUAGAAAUUAUUUUUCUUUUUAAUUAGCAAAUUUAUUUGUUUGCUUUUUAGGUAAAAAGGUGGCCAGUCAGCACUGAUUAAGGUGAUACUUGAUUUCGGUAGAAUAUUUUCUAUUAUGUAUAUGCACACACCUUGUAUGAUGAUACGAGUACACAUGAUUAGACUGAGUCCCUCAAGGUCCCUGAACUAACCAACUACUGUUUUUAGUUGGUAAUAUUAUUAUAUGGAUUAUGAAGGAUGUAAAUAUGCAACAUUUUAAAAUAUUCUACCAAAAAUUAAUAUCUGAGUAGAAUUUGCAAUGGAAUCCUGUUACUGCUUAUCAAUUCUUGUUGCGAAUGUGAAUAAUUUAUGUAGUUGUAUACAUUUUCAAUUGACAUCUGUAUUUAUGUUUUGUGUAAAUUGUUGCAAUGUCAUUCACAUGCAUCAUCCUUGUAAACCACUUGUCCUGAAAAAAUAAAAUACUGUUCAUGUAA
Molecule: messenger RNA, 5144 nt
Organism: Gadus macrocephalus (Pacific cod)
Lineage: Eukaryota; Metazoa; Chordata; Actinopteri; Gadiformes; Gadidae
Exons: 10
Coding region: 414-3014 (866 amino acids)
Biological process (GO): protein localization to organelle; microtubule anchoring at microtubule organizing center; regulation of microtubule cytoskeleton organization
Cellular component (GO): Golgi apparatus; cytosol
Molecular function (GO): cytoskeletal adaptor activity; dynein complex binding; dynactin binding
Source: RefSeq, a predicted model, not a curated record